This is a messenger RNA of Filobasidium floriforme, 2171 nucleotides long. RefSeq lists its product as uncharacterized. The transcript is spliced from 5 exons. Lineage: Eukaryota; Fungi; Basidiomycota; Tremellomycetes; Filobasidiales; Filobasidiaceae. The record is from RefSeq and is a predicted model, not a curated record. Bases 103 to 1965 code for a protein of 620 amino acids.
AACCCACACAAUCGCGACUGCGAGCAGAAUCACUUCACAUCGUCACCAACCUACUCGACUAGAUCACUCUUCACAAAUACCAAAUUACAAACACAAUCACACAUGCAAGGCUUAUUAUCCAAAGUACAAGAAAAGGCCCAGGCCUCCGGUCUCUUGAACCGUCAAGGUGACGCUCAACAUCCCGUCGAUGGACAUCACGCUACCGGGACCAGCCCUACUGCUACUGCUGGUACUAGUUCGGGCACUACCGGGAAACCUGGCUUGUCGGCUCAAUUGGGUCAAUUGAGCCAGAACCCUCAAAUAGCUCAACUUAACCACCAGCUCAGAACUUUGCAACAUCAUUAUGUGACCGGGUCGACGGGCCCUGUUCUGAAAGGAUUGCAGAUCGGGAUCACCGCGCACAAGGGUGUCGCUUUGGAUUACGAGACGCUCUCCAGGGACACGUCCAUGUUGGGGAAAGAGAUGGACGCUUGGGUCGGUUCGUUGCCCGCUGGAGAUGGGGCUGGCGUGGAGGGACACGUCGAGGGUGGGGUCGUAGGCGGUGCGGGGAGUCUUUAUGAUGCCCCUCCCACCUUGACCUUGUUGAACCUAACGACCCAGCUCUCCUCUGCGCAAAAGAUCCUCUCCACCCGUCUGCUCGAAGCCCGCGCCCCGCUCAAGGCGUUGAGGGAAGUUGAACAACAGAUCAACGACCGUCAAGUCCGAUUGAACGAGAUGGAGAAGCGUUUCGCGAAAAAGGGCGGGAGCGCCGGGGUCGCCGAGGUGGACGGGUUGAGGGAGGAGAUCAGGGAGUUGUCCCUUGGGGUCGGGGAGAAGAGGGAGGAGGCGUUGGUCCGGUCGGAAAAGGCCGUCUGGGAGGCGUAUGCCGAGUACGCCCGCAACGUCAUGGUGCUCUCGCAUGCUGGGACCACCUUGCUUGACCUCUACCCGAGCGCCUCUCGAGCUCAACAACAUUUGACCACUCCUGCUGGCACCGCUACGCCGAUCAAGAACGUCAAUAUCUCUGGGCCAUCUACUCUGACCCCGGGGUCUCAGCUCUCCGCCGGCCAGAAGAAAGACCGGGUCAGGUCGAUCGAAGAGGGCGUGAGGAAGAGCCUUGCGGGCCUCGAGGGUGGAUGGAGGGUCAGCGUCGACGACGGUGGUCUCGUCCCUCAUACCACCAGCGGCAGGGUCUCCCCGAGACUGUCGACCGGUCCAGCUCAUGUCCCUUCGCACGUCUUUGAGGAGACCAACAAGCCCCUGAACGCGGAUAUCAUCGGAGCGUACCCUUCGUCCCAUCUAAACAACACACCCGCUCCGAUCCCUCAUAGCCCACACGGAUCGUUCGGACAGGGGACGGCCGCUUCGCCCCCUUCACACCCUCACACCGGGAUGAUGGGCGCCUUGAACGUCGGUCCGGCGCACAAGCACCGAAGCUCGUUUGACCACCCCGUUCAGGCGUCUCAUCAAAGCUUCGGAACUCCCUCUGGAGAAUCCGCGUUGAGAACCGACUCGCCCCCGACCCUGCUCAAUGACGAUGCUGUCGCCUCUCACCCUACUGUCGCUGAGACGGGCAUCCCUGUGGACAACAGCCACAGCGCCCAAGGUCCUGGUCCCGCUACGGGUCAGUUGGAGCGGAAGGAGAAACCCGAGGCGGGUCAUGGGGUCGUCAGGCUGAAUAGCCUCGGUGGAGCCGGACUUGAACAAGGGCAACAACAGCAGCAACAUGGGGGUGAUCUGCCCGGGUACGGAGAAGGAUACGCCGCCCGAGCUUCGGCCCCGGAAAAGUCUGGAGAAGCCUACCCUGUCGUUGGAGGGUCGGAGGGGUUGCCUCCCCCUCCUCAACACCCGGCCAUCGCCUCGGGAACCACCCAUGCGGGAGUCGGAUCUGGGGUGGAAGGGAUGACGCCCAGGGAACAGGCCGAGUAUUAUUACAGGCAGAGUCAGUCCGGAGCUGGUACUGGUGCUGGCGCGGGUCUGCGUUAAGAAACGGAAUGAAUGACAUCGUCUACUGAAUCUCGAAAACUUACGAAGCACGAUACGAUAGGACAGCAGUAGGCGCUGAUGCGGAUAGAUAAGGAUGUUGUAUUACUAAUAGUUACUGCGAUACACGGAACGCAGCCGAGGUCCUGAUUGCACACAUGAUACCCUUUUCAAAGCAAUCGAGCGUCAAUGCGAUCCGCAUAUACGCC